CAACCAGUGGUCCGCAGAAGCUAAAAUAUGGUCCGCGAAUGGUUCAGAGUUUUUCAUUCAAUAUCCGCCACGCCAUCUAAUUCCAUUGAACACCAAUAACGAAUACCACUUGCGUUCGUGAAUAGAAUGAAUAUAACAGUCAGUACAGAUUUUCUGUUUUACCGGCUCAGUCAAAAGUCAUUCUAUUCUAUAAAAUAAACUAACCUGGGAUUCCCCUGCUUAGCGUGAAUGGAAUGUGACAGAUAAAUUAUAGAAGUGAAUAUAAGAGUGUUGUGUGAGUCAAUAAUUCAUUACAGACCGCUAUUCUUGAGUUUAUUACUUGAAUUUGUUCGUGAAUAAUAAAGAACAUGGCGCCUAAGAGGAAGUAUGACAAUAGUUAUAUGAAAUUUGGAUUUACUUCGAUAGAAAGUAAUGGAGAAAUAAAAUCACAGUGCGUCAUAUGCGCAACCGUUCUCUCGAAUGAAGCGUUGAAACCAGCAAAAUUGAAACGUCACUUAGAAACAGUGCAUCCAAGUUUGUCUGACCGUCCGCUAGAAUUCUCUGAAAGAAAACUAGAGAACCUGAAGAAAAUGAAACUCGGAUCGAGCGGUACGAGAUUUGCAACAUCAGAAAAAUCAUUAGUAGUAUCGUUUCAGAUUUCUAAGUUAAUUGCCCAAUCUAAAAAACCCCACACUGUUGGAGAAACACUCGUAAAACCGUGUUUGAUCAAAGCCGUCGAAGAAGUUUUUGGAUUAGAAGCCAGGAAAAAAAUACAAGAUAUACCUCUGUCCAAUAAUACUGCCAAAGCUCGAAUUGAACUUAUGUCAAAUGAUAUAGAGGAGCAACUUGUUUCAAGAAUAAAAAUUUCGCCAUUUUUCGCCUUGCAGUGUGAUGAAUCGACCGACAUUUCGAAUUGUUGUCAACUUCUUAUAUUUGUUCGAGUUUUGGACGACGACAACAUAAUUAAAGAAAAAUUAUUGAUUUCACGGGAACUGGAAACUACAUCAAAAGGUAUCGACGUCAUGAACUCAAUAUCAGAAUAUUUUGAGAAGCAUAAUCUUAUAUGGGAUAAACUCGUUGGCCUCUGUACUGAUGGUACUCCGGCAAUGUUGGGAUCACGUUCUGGGCUGGCAACAUUAAUAAAAAAGAAGAAUCCGAAGAUAAUAACAACACACUGUAUCAUACAUCGCCAGGUAUUAGCUUCUAAAACUCUUCCUGUGUGCCUCAAUGAUACACUGCAAAUGGCCAUAAAAGUUGUCAAUGUUAUAAAAAGCAGUGCCUUAAAUACACGCCUCUUCAAAAAAUUAUGUACUAAAAUGGACUCUGGCCAUGAGGCACUUCUUUUUCACACAGAAGUUCGAUGGCUAUCAAAAGGUAAUAUGUUGGGAAGAUUAUAUGAAUUAAGAGCAGAGGUUGAGAUUUUUUUGGUUGACAAAAAAAUUAAUGAUUUGUUAAAACUGUGUGAUGCGGCAUGUCAGAUGAAUUUGGCGUAUCUUGUGGAUAUUUUUACACAUUUAAAUAAAUUGAAUAUGCAACUGCAAGGUUCGGGAAAUGGAGAAUUAGAAAACGUCGCCAAUAUAUACAUUUUUGAAGAUAAACUUCUAGGUUUUAUUUGCAAACUUCAGAUGUGGAUGCGUAAAAUUGAAGACAAUAAUUAUUCUGCAUUUGCGACAUUGAAAGCACUUGUGGAAGACACAAAAUAUGAUGAUAGAAGGGCAAAUUUAAAGAAAAACAUCAACACAUUUACAAAUGCUGAUUGAUGAAUUCAAUCGUUACUUCCCAGAAUAUACCACAGAAGCUGAAGUUGAUCAAAAACUGAUCCGUAACCCUUUUAGCACUGACGCUGGAGAAGUAGCGGAAGAAAUUCAGGAAGAACUCAUUCCAAAAUGAUAGAAACUGCAAGGAUGCUUUUGCAUCAAAUUCACUCGAGUUGUUUUGGUGUAAAAAAGCUAUUUCUUAUACCAAACUUCGAGAAAUCGCCUUGCGCUAUUUUAUGGUUUUUUCAACGACGUAUUUGUGU
Molecule: messenger RNA, 1999 nt
Organism: Harmonia axyridis
Lineage: Eukaryota; Metazoa; Arthropoda; Insecta; Coleoptera; Coccinellidae
Product: zinc finger BED domain-containing protein 5-like
Exons: 2
Coding region: 348-1739 (463 amino acids)
Source: RefSeq, a predicted model, not a curated record